AUGUUUCGCUCUCUUCUACGCAGUUCUCGGCUCUCUCUUCUACGCAAUCACAUUGCUCCCGUCACUUCCGUCACUCCCUUCACUCCCUUCACUCCAAUUCGCACCAUGUCCGUACCAACAACAAUGAAGGCCGUAGUGGUCGAGCAGACCGGCGGCCCUGAAGUUCUCCAAUUCAGAACCGCACACCCUGUGCCAACCCCUCAGGCAGGCCAGCUACUCGUGCGCAACAACAUCUCGGGUGUGAACUACAUCGACACCUACUUCCGGACGGGUCUCUACCCUUCGCCCAAGCCCGAGGUUCUGGGCCGAGAGGGCGCCGGUGUUGUGGCCGCUGUGGGACCUGAUACCUCUGGGUUCCAGGUUGGUGAUCGUGUUGCUUGGCUCGCUACCCAGGGCUAUGCUGAGUACACUGCGGUGUCUGCUGCCAAGACGGUGAAGAUCCCCGAGGGCAUCAGUGAUGAGGACGUGAUGGCAUCGUUCUUGAGUGGAUUGACCGUUCUUGCCUUUGCAAAGGAGACAUACCCUGUCCAAAAGGGUGAUUGGGUCCUGCUCCAUGCUGCUGCUGGUGGUGCUGGCUUUUUGAUGACCCAGAUUUUGAAGACCAUGGGUGCCAACGUCAUCGGCACUGCUGGUGGUGCAGAGAAAUGCGCCCUGGUGAAGAGCCUCGGGGCUGAUGUGGUCAUUGAUUAUCGCAGUGAAGAGGGUCAAGAUUGGGUAAAAUUGGUCAAGGAGGCGACUGGUGGCCGUGGCGUUGAUGUAGUCUACGACUCUGUUGGCAAGGAUACCUGGGAGGGUAGCUUGGAGGCUGUCAAGCGCAAGGGUACUAUUGUCUGGUUCGGUAAUGCCAGCGGACCUGUGCCACCUCUUCCUCUUCCUAAACUCUCCCCCAAGUGUGUUAAGGUUGCCAGACCAACACUCUUUGGCUACAUCGAGACCCGCGAAGAGUUCGAGUACUACACCAAUGAGCUGUUCACUUUGUUGAAGUCUGGUCAGCUGAAGACCAAGAUCCAUAAGAUCUACCCUCUGGAGGAUAUUGCUCAGGUUCACAAGGAUCUCGAGGGACGGAAGACAAUGGGCAAGCCUCUUCUGCGGCCUUGA
Messenger RNA from Penicillium nucicola, 1098 nucleotides. RefSeq names its product quinone oxidoreductase family protein. NCBI's taxonomy places the organism in Eukaryota, Fungi, Ascomycota, Eurotiomycetes, Eurotiales, Aspergillaceae. Gene Ontology annotation, molecular function: quinone reductase (NADPH) activity; zinc ion binding. Gene Ontology annotation, biological process: cellular response to oxidative stress. The record is from RefSeq and is a predicted model, not a curated record. The transcript has 3 exons. Bases 1 to 1098 code for a protein of 365 amino acids. Gene Ontology annotation, cellular component: cytoplasm.